Molecule: messenger RNA, 13695 nt
Organism: Nematostella vectensis (starlet sea anemone)
Lineage: Eukaryota; Metazoa; Cnidaria; Anthozoa; Actiniaria; Edwardsiidae
Product: helicase with zinc finger domain 2
Exons: 45
Coding region: 736-11466 (3576 amino acids)
Molecular function (GO): 5'-3' DNA helicase activity; metal ion binding; protein binding
Source: RefSeq, a predicted model, not a curated record
AUAGUCGAGAUUUUUUUUAUUGGGCCGGGGUUACACAAAUUUGAAUACAUACAUGCUGGCUCCUUUGAAGCGGAAACUUUGUAAUAAGUUAUACAGAAAUCUGAAUUCGUUCUUGCACGACCGCUUAGAAGUUUGCUUUCCCCAAACGAGACACGAAUUUUGAUGGACGCGAAACGACGAAUAAAAACUAACGAAAAUGUGUGAGUUAGGCAAUGGCUAAAAUUUGAAUAUACAUUAUUAUAAUUUUAGAAUUUCAGGCAGCAGUCUUUCUUAGCCAAUCACAAUGAAGCAAGACAUGCCAUUUCAAAACAUGAAUUUCUGUGAAUUGAGCUGCUCGCGUUUUUCUAUUUCCUGGAAGCUUGCGGGUGAAUAUUUUUCACACAAAAGCUAAUACUUGGAAAGGUGGACUUCCAUGUAUUCUAGAAUAACUAUAUCUUCACCCAGAGAAACAAGAUCUAUUCAGCUACAUGGACCGAUUCUUGUGGGUGGCUUUUGAUCCUACCCCGAUGAUUCUAAAGCUGUGAGGGCUUUUAGAGGAAGACUUUUUAACAUGGCUACCAGCUCUGUGGAUAAUUUAGAAGACGAGAAGUAUGUAGUUCUACUUACAUUUAUAGCAAUGAUAAAGAUGAGACGUGGCCUGACAUUGUUAUUUCAGGGAUUUGGGAGAAUGUGGCUGCGUUUUCUAUUAAGGAAGCCAACGGCGAUUACAACGCUGGAAACUUUCCAAAGGCCUUUAUGCUGUUGUCGGAGGCUCUUUCCCUUUAUAUUAACUUUGGACUGCAAAACGACACACUGCUCAUGAGAAUCGUAUGCCUCAGGGCAAGAUGCUUUGCUAAAAUGGGAUUCCUUGAUGAAGCUUUAGAAGAAGCAACGCCUACAUCAUCGAUUUUGGCCUCGAUGGGGUGUCCUAUGAAGUAUUGGAAACUUCUCAUUUUUAUUGAGGAAUCUGCAGGAAAUAUUCCCAAUCACAUGACAUCUGCCUUCUUGCUAUCCAUCCUUGCUCGAUCUACUCACCCCGAUUCUGCCGCGCUCGCUGACGCAUAUGAACGCUGCAAACGAAAGUUAAGAAAUGCAGUACGAGAGAACAAAAGUGUGGUUGAUUUUUGCCUUGGAAUGAUGCUAAUGGCAGCGCAACGGCUUCAGAACGAAUUCCAUUUACCUCAGAUAGCAGCUCUGGUUUACACGGAGAUUCUCUCCCUGUUUUACUCCACACCACUAGAUGUUUACUAUUUUAGAGCGGUUUGCUAUCUGCAAUUGGGUCGUUUUGACGAUGCUGAAGACGACUGCCAGAAAGUUCUUUGCCGAUAUUCUGAGAAUGUGGAUGCAAGAGAUCUGUUGGUAAAGAUUAAAGAAAUAAAGAGAAACAUCCACAGAGAGAAACAGAAGCAUAACAAUUUUGCUUCUUCUUUUGCUGGCCAAGCAACCGAGGGUACCUCUUACGAUAGCCAACAGUUACCAAUGGAAAAAUUUGAGAAGAAAAGCCCCAAGAAAAAGAAGGUCGCACAAAUGCCAGCAAGUCCUGUAAAAACGCUGAAAAUGAAGACGAAGAAGGAAAGAAAGACCGAGAGAAAAAUUCAGAUGCAAAAGGAGGAAGAGAUUCGUCGCAUUUGUCUGGAGAUAGAAGAAAAGGAAAAAGGUCAAGAGACACAAAAACAGGCGAAAAAAGAAGAUCAGGUCAGUGAGCCCCAACCAAUCAAAAUCACCUACGACGUUAUGGCAGCAUUGGAUGCCGGGAAGAAGAAGAAGAAAAGCAAAUUAGAGCGCAUUCAAUCGAGUAGCGAUGUUGCCAUAGGAAGAUCAAGUCGUUCAUCCAGUGUCAGCUCAUGUCUUGCAUUGCAAGCAUUGGAUGCCAGGAAAAUAAAGAAGAACAGCAAAUUAGAGCGCACUCAAUCGAGUAUUGACCUUGCCACUGGAAGAUCAAGUCGGUCAUCCAGUGUCAGCUCAUGUGUUGCAUUGCAAGCAUUGGAUGCCAGGAAAAUAAAGAAGAACAGCAAAUUAGAGCGCACUCAAUCGAGUAUUGACCUUGCCACUGGAAGAUCAAGUCGGUCAUCCAGUGUCAGCUCAUGUGUUGCAUUGCAAGCAUUGGAUGCCAGGAAAAUAAAGAAGAACAGCAAAUUAGAGCGCACUAAAUCGAGUAUUGACCUUGCCACUGGAAGAUCAAGUCGGUCAUCCAGUGUCAGCUCAUGUGUUGCAUUGCAAGAGACCAAAAGCCGAGGUAUCACACAAACCAAGGUGUCAACACCACCAACAACAAAAUACUCAGUAAAGCCUCCUUCAAAAAGAAAUGUUUCGUCUCCAUGCCUUGCCUCUGCUUCGGGUCUUGAGGCCAGCACUAAGCAAUGGAAGCCAAAGGCAAAUGUCAAGAUCAGUGACAAGAACUGGCCUUGCCUUCCACCACCCGUCAAUGACGUAAACACCAAAUCAAAGAAAUCACCUCGGGUGCAAGAUUUGCGAAAGGAUGGCAUAAAAUCAAGUGAUCGUUCCUCAUCGUUGUCCAGUCUAAGCAAUACAUCUAAAACUUCAAAGUAUGAAUCGGUUUGCAGUUAUGAAGAGGACUUUCCAAUUCUUCAAUUAGAUAGAAACCGAUUGCCUACUGUCUCAAACAAGUUUGAAACGCUUACGGAGUGCAAACCUGCGUUGCUGGCCAAAGCCGAAAGUCUGACAAAACCGAAAACCCAGAAAGAAGUUCCAGAGCAUUCCCAAUCAAGCUAUCAGCUAUUUCCCGUACAAAAAGGGGAACAAAUGCUAAACCAAUCAAAUAGCAGUGUUCCUUCAAUACGAUUAGUUGGACAAGAGCAGCAAACUCAGCCAAGCGCCCCAAUGCCGGAUAUAUUCACAUCGAGAAGUGUAAGCAAUGGGUCACCAGCACUGACCUCAAAUAUUUGGUCUAGCUAUGAUCUAUCAAGACAAAACAUUCCCUUACUGCAGGACUCUUCAUAUUUUCCUCUUGGAAACGCAAGUGGCUACCAGCAGCACCCACAGGCCGGCAAUGGGCCAAUCCCUGAAACAGUUAGAAGGCUUCCCUUUCAGCACUUCCACCAAGCAGCAGGGGCAGUCCAGAUUCCAUCCGAAGUGAAAAUAGUUUGUAACCAUUUCAUGAACAAUUGCAAGAAAAUACCAGAUUUUCUGUGCAAAGGCUGCGAGAACCGACAAUACGGUUACUAUGCCUUCUUGGACUACAGGAAAGGGCUUUGGUACAAAGUGAGGCCUUACCCGAGAAAUUUGCACCCAAAGCUUGCUCUCAAGGAGUGUAAAGACUUUGCAUGGGGGCGUGCAUGUGCACGGAAUCCUUGCACAUUCCCACAUGGUCCUGAACUACUGAUGUGGACGUAUGAGCGCGAAGGAGUACUUCCUCCUCCGAAUCAUGUGGACCAACACAGUGAGCAGCGUUACCAGAACCCGACACUGCACAACUUCAGCGGAACAGGGAAUCUCCGCCCGCCGCCUGAUGGAGUCUACGGCGGACGCUACAGACUUUGCAACAGACCUAGUGUGUGUCGCUUUGGGAACACCUGCUCGUUUGCCCAUGGACAGGAAGAGCUGAAUUACUGGAAAUUCUGUUACGAGCAGUCGCAAACAGACCAGGCAGAGCCUAUUGAAGCGCCGAUAAAGUCCGAAAGUGAGCUGCUGGAAAAUUUGGAAGGAGUUGCCUUGGCUACUACACCAGAAAACCCUAACGUCCGCCUUAAGGGCGACAAGGAGCGAUAUGACUACACGUGGACAUUCAAGCUGGACUAUAAGUCAAGCCAGGCUGGGCAUCUUUGCCGUGUUGACCUUAAAGAUCGGCGUAAUAUCUCCUUCUGCAUCUCCAAGAUCAAGGUAACAGACGAAAACGGACAAGAGGGAACUGAAGAGGUCCUUUCGAAAGACAAGAUGUUUCAUGAGUUUCCCAAGCGCCGUAGCACGAGUGACCAUUCUACAAAAGUCGAAGUGUGGGUAUCCUUCACUACAACUGUGUUUGGAAGCUUUAGCCAAUGCAUUUUGUUCGACUUCGGGAAGGGUCCGUGCCUCGUGAAGAAUUUCAACGUUGACAUCGUCAGUGACGAAGAACUGUAUACGCUGAAACAGGCCAGACAAGAGGUCCCCAAGAACUCGACGUGGAACCCAGAGGACUCGGUAAUAGUUCGUACAGUCACGGACCGACGCGUUGAUGCUGUGGAGGAGCUACAGAUAAAAUACCCAUGUCCAGCUGAUCCACAGAGUUUGGUAUCCACGCAAAUACUGAGUGGUAAACUCAACGAGCGUAGCUAUCACCAGACCAUGCACCAGCUGCUGUUUGUGGAGGAGGUGUUCAUGAAGCAGCAAAUUGCCAGAUUUUCAAUGGAAAGAGUCACCCUGCUUGGGCGUGACAGCCUAUUUUCUGAUGACAUGGGGUUCCAGCGUGCUGGCGAAGGUCUGUUUGGUUCUUUACCUCUACAGACGCCUGUCACGAUCGACGACAGUGCCGGGCGGUUAUGCAAUCGCAAUGUAGAGGCUAUGUACCUAAGGCUCUCCAGCGACCCCUGCAAGGUGUUUGAAGUACCAAUCCACAAACUGGAGAGCGAGGGGGUUACCAUCAAGCUCUCAGAGAAUGUUUGCAAAGAACUUAAGAUCCACGACAAAUCGGAAGUUGAUGUGGACGCCAUGUUUAAGCUGACUCGUGACUCUCUCUGUCGAAUGCAUCAGGCAGUUGAUUGUAUCGCCCCAGUUCAUCUAAGACUUCUGUUUCCUAAACCACAGCCUCUAAGGAUAAAAGAGGUUCGUAUUCACUGGGGCUGGAUUCUGGAUAAACGUUUAAACGACAGCCAGAAAGCCGUCAUCCGGGCUAUCGCUAAAAGAGAGCCACCCUCCCCUCCUGUGGUAGUGUUUGGGCCAUUCGGAACUGGAAAGUCGUUCACAUUGAAUCAGGGAGUGCGCCAGCUCCUAACGUCUGGGAAGAAUAGAAUUCUUCUUUGUACGAAGACUAACUCGGCCGCCGACAUACACGUGGAACUCUUACACCAGUACCUGACAGAAGAGAAUGGUAUACGUUCUGCUAAACCAUUUAGGAUCUAUGGUUCAGAUCGUAAACCCAGCACGUGCUCACGCACUGGCCUGCUUUACAGCAAUCUCAAUAGUGGUAAAGACGGGUUCUUCAUGCCAACAAGGGAAGCCGUCAUAAGAUACCGUGUUGUCAUCACAACACUUGCCACGUCACAGCUGUUGAUGAAGAUUAAGCUGAAUCAUGGCUUUUUCUCGCACAUUCUGGUGGAUGAAGCUGCUCAAGCCUGGGAACCAGAAGCUCUGAUCCCACUGGGCUUAGCGGGACCUAACACGCAGGUCGUCUUCACGGGGGAUCACAUGCAGAUGAGUCCAGAGGUAUACUCGAAAUCCCUAUUCAACGAAGCCCUCAGGAAUGCUCAGAGUUCAGGAGGCUCUCAGGAAUGGGGAUUACAGAAGUCACUGCCAGAGCGUCUCUUCGAUCAGUACAAUAUGUUAACGAAUGAGCAUUUCCUCAAGUCUCAUGUCAUGUUUCUAACUGAGAACUACCGCAGCAACGAGGUCAUUCUCCAAUUUUCCUCCGACUGCUUCUAUGGAAAAAAGCUAGUUGCCGGCGGGGCAGGAGAUAAUCUCCCUCAUCCGGAUUUGGGACCCCUCAUGUUCUACUCCGCUAGAGGAAAGGAGGAAAUUCAACAUGACAACUCUUUUCUAAACGCCUCUGAGGUUGAUGAGGUUGUCAAAAGAGUCGACGAAUUGGCGGAGAAAUGGCCAAAUCUUCAAUGGGGAGAGGAACAGCUGAGUGAGAUAGCCGUGCUGUCGGCAUACCACUACCAGGUCCGUGCAAUAAGAGAUAGGCUGAAGCGAAAAGGGCUUCGGAGAGUGACCGUGGAUACCAUUCAUAACGUACAAGGCCGUGAGUUUCGAGCAGUGUUCAUCAGCACUGUACGCACGUCGCAUACUGUCAAACCCCUGAUAGAUCAACACACAGCCGAGUGUUCGAAAGACGAGUUGUACUUCGAGUUUCUCUCCGAUCCAAAGCUCCUCAACACUGCUAUCACGCGCGCCAAGUCACUCGUGGCAGUAGUCGGGGACCCGGUGUCGCUUUGUACCGUAGGCGACUGCCGACGACUUUGGAAAGACUUCAUCAAGAGAUGUAACGACCUGAGAGCUUUUUAUGGAUACACAAUGGAACAGCUGAACGAAGAGAUAAAGGCAGUCAUCAAUGUGAUUGAGAUGAACCCUGCUGCUAAACCAUUUGUCAGCGAUUAUCAGGUAGAGCAGAAACAGGAGAAAAAUGAAACCGACAGCGAUGUCGAGAACGAAGAUGCUGCCUCAUUUCAAGAGCAGGAAGCUUCAGACACUGCUUCUGUGAUGUCUUCUGGAAAUGAAGAGGAGCUAGAACAGGAAGGGGAGUGUCCCUCCAAGUUGCUCGAUGAAACAUUGGAAGACGAGUCCGUGCCCCCUGCAGUUAUGGACGGGAUCAUUAGGGCUCUAAGGGACAAGUGCGAGGAAAUGCGAAGCAAGAAAGCCCAUUUACCAUCACUACAAGACUCCGAGUUUCCGCCUUUGGGCUCAAAGCCAGUGUUGAAGAAGAACGCUGGAAUAUGGAAUACCGCCUCACCAAUGACCACUCACCGCCUCACCAAUGACACAUCUGACUAUGAGAUCAAGCGAGUAAACGGAAAAGAGGUUAUUCGUUUGGUUGACACUGGAAUACGUUUCAAACAGUCCGAGAGACAACAACGUCUUACAGUUGUCAAUGUACCACGGUCCAUUAGUCUAGACCCAGAGAUCCUGAAUCGGCGAGUGGGAGAAAAUCCGGAGAGGUUCAUCGUAUGUGAACUUCGGAUUAGCUCAGACCGGUUUCGGACUUCCUAUGCUGUAGUUGCUGAUACGAAAACGCCGGAUAUAGUGAUCAAAGGUCAUGUCCGGCAAGCCUUCGACCGUGACACAGUAGUUGUCGACUUGAAAUGUGAUGAAGAUGCCAAGAAAAACGAGGAAAAAACCGAGGACAAAUAUGAGAAAAAUGAAGAGGCAAGGAACUCGGGAGUUAUCCUAGGAGUGAAAGACCACAUCAUCAAUCCUAAAGAGCGUCAGUACGUUUGUACUGCCGACUACGACAAUCCUGCAGUCAUGAAGCCCAUCAAUAAGUCCGUCAGAAACUUAAUAAACCUAACGUACGAGGGCUGCAAGGAUGUGCCAAUCCAUAGGUCUAUUACACAGGGGAAUGAACCAAUCUACCGAGUUGACUUGUUGAAGAGAGAAAAACUGUUAUCAACCCAAAACCUGUUUGUGGUUAGGUUUCUUCAGUGGCGUUCAGAUUGCACUUUACCUUUGGGAAUCGUUACCAAAGUGCUGCCGAGGGGCGAGUCGAAGGCUAAAUGCAUGGAGAUUUUGAAGGCUGAUCACUGUCUACGAGCUUCGUUCAAGAGUGAAACGGUUGAAGAGGUGAAAAGGAUCGUAGGGUACGUUUGGGAGGUACCAGAAGAGGAAAAGGAGACUCGACCAAGAGUCAACAGUGCAUUCACGAUUGAUCCAGAAAUGUCCAAAGACUUAGAUGAUGCUUUGUCUGUUGAAGAGCUAUCUGAUGGGUCGGCUAAAGUUGGUAUUCAUAUCGCGGAUGUCAGCUACUUCGUCAAGCCUGAAAGUGCAUUGGACAAAGAAGCACGCUUACGGGGGACAACCUACUACCCAAACACUGGUGACCCAAACACCCCUAUGCUCCCAGAAGAAAUAAGCGAAGGAUGCUGCAGCCUCUUGCCCGGCUGUGACCGUCUGGCAGUGUCAGUCUACCUGACGCUCGACAACAGUGGUGAGCUCAUUGGCGAACCAAAAGUCGUGCGAACUGUGCUACGUUCACGCUGCAAGCUAAGCUACUCUCAAGCUCAGAAGAUCAUUGAUGGCGAUUCCUCAGAACUCAAGCGAGAGAUACAGUUUCUUCAUAAACUUGCCCAAGCAAGAAGGCACAAGCGACUUGGAGAUGCGUCCUUUGACCAUUUGACUGGUAAGGAAGAAAGAGAGGACAUCGAUGCGCAUGAGCUUGUUGAGGAAAUGAUGAUCUUGGCCAAUCAUGUCGUUGCUAAGAUUCUCUUCGCAAAACAGCCCGCCCUUACUCCCUUAAGAGCUCAGCUUUCUCCCAAAGAACAUCGAUUGAUGGAGUGGGUUAGAGAAUAUGGGGACAUUGCUCUCCUAUCGCUGUCUCUUAGGAAGUAUGUAGAGAACCAUGCUGGGAUGGACGAGAUCAGUCAACCAGGGAAAGAUAUCAUGAUCAAUAAAAGACUCUGGAGCAAAAUUCUCGAAGCUGUGGAGGAAGAAGACUUCCGAAAGCUUACGCACCUAAUCUGCAGCGAUGCCAAUCACCCGCAGCUUGCGGUGGCGCACCAAGGACUGAACAGAAUCCAGACUAAGUCUAUCUACACCCCUUCAUAUGGUAAGGACAAAGAACACACAAGACAUCACUCGCUUGGCCUAGAAGUCUACACGCAUUUCACGUCUCCCAUCCGUCGCUAUAUCGACAUUGUUGUCCACAGGAUGCUGUUGAGAGAUGAAGGCAAGGAAAGGGUGUAUUGUGAGGAUGAUAUCUAUCGAAUCUGUAGAAGGAGCACCUUCUUUUUUUCCGAUUCCAAGAAUUUUGGGAAGGCAUGUCAACGGAUGAAGCUGGCUGUCCAGCUGCAAGAUAAGAACCAUGAGACAGAUACUGUGAUCGAAUCCAUCGCGGAUGCUUUCAUGUCCUUGCUUGUUCUAAGCAGUGAAGACGAUCAUUUGAUGCCAAAGCAAAGAGAGAUCAAAUUCGAUCACCUUGCACCAAUGACGGUUGACGUUAACAAAGAAACGAAGGAAAUUCUUCUGGCAUGGAGAUGGAGAAUGUACGAAGCACCAACUUACAACAGCAGUGAGGAGAACACAAAGGACUUGAAGAAAAUUGUCUUUAAGCAAUUCCCCGAGGGCCCAUCAAUUAAAGUGAACAGGUUACAAUGGCCAAAGAUAAUAGAAGCCGUUAAAACAAAAGAUGGUAAGAAGCUUAAAGAGAUCGUUCGCGACAUCGAGGAUCCCAUCAUAUCUCAACCACCUCGUGCACCUGUUUGCAAGCCCGGUGCUGCCGUUAAAUCUAAGCCCGAUUCUCCCAUCUAUGCGCAUCCUAACGUCGGCCAGACCUUGACACUUCCUCCGAUACCACCAAUGGCUGAAGGCCAUUUCUACGACAAGAUCAUGACGCUGAAGAAGUUCGAUACCGUAAAAGUGCAACUAUCUGCACACUUGACCGAAGGGGUACUUUGUCCUGAGAUCCAACUAUUCAAAGUUUCCCCACGCGUCAGUAUCUGCCUGGAGCAUCGCGUCCAUACCAAAAAAUGCUUCGCUUCCACUGAAAGAUACCCUGCGUCACGGGAACACUAUGAUACCGUUGAUAACUACAUCGGGUCAUGGAAACGCGUGCUGUUAAUGGAGGCAGCGGUCGCGGCCGUUGAAGAGGACCAGGGCUUCACCAUACGCAAUCUCCCUGUGCAAUGGCAAUGCAAAGACGACCAUUUCACGGGAAAAUUUCGGUUACUCGAGGACUAUUGCCGGGGUCGACAAAUAAGUUUUGUUCAAGGCGAUCUGGUGUGCGCCAGAAUUCCUCAUGGUCACUCAGAUGAUGCAGCAGAUGUUGCGGUUGCCCAUUGCAUCGUAAGCGCCACUUUUCCAAAGAAAGUAGACGGAAAAGUGUGGCAAUCUGUUGUCGUUCGAGUUCACCAGAAGAGCUCACGAUUCCCAGCUGGUGCAUAUGACGAGAAGCCAAUCAAAUGUGAAAUGAACUUCAUCCCUCUCUUGCUACCCCACAGGCGAAUGUUCAAGGCCCUCGUACUCGCACUUCCGGACUCAACGCCGCUGGCACUUGCCAUCUGCAAAGGCGAAGCUCCACCCCCAGACCACUUUGAGAGGCCAGACAAACCAUUGUCCAUCUCAGAAGACGUGAAUACAACAGCCUUCAAAAGACUUAAUAAAUACCAAGAAGAUGCCAUCAAGGAAGCCCUGACGCAGCCGUUCACCUUGAUUCAAGGGCCACCAGGCACGGGGAAAACCGUGACAGGGGUGCACAUAGCCUACUGGUUUGCGUGCCAGAAUCGCAAGACGCCACCGCCGGCCCAACCAGAUCCGAAGGAUGUCGAUGACGAGAAUAAGCCACCAUCUGCACCACCCCAAGUCCUGUACUGCGGACCCUCCAACAAGUCUGUUGACGUCGUGACAGAAUACCUUCUUAGAAUUCCGGGGAUGCAGAAGAAGAUACUUCGCGUGCAAGGAAGUAUGAUUCAGGAAAGGGAAUUUCCGAUUCCUAACAAAAUCAAACCCCCAAAGCAGUCCAGGAGUGAGGAUGAGCUUCGCAUUCCUAGCAAAGAAGUCCGAGAAGUUUCUUUGCAUCACAUCAUCCGCUCUGCUGACUGUCCUUAUGCCGAAUCCAUCAAACUCCUCGAACAAACAUUUAAAGACGCUAAAGAGAGGAAUGAUCCUGUCAGCGUAGAAGAUGUGACUUCAUAUCUACAGAUCAUCAGGGAGGCAGAGCAAUGGUGUAUCCAAAAGACUGGCAGAGAAAUCAUCUUGUGCACGUGUUCGGCAAGUGGCGCCGACCGCAUCGUAGAUCUCUGCGACAACAUCCAGCAAGUAAUCGUCGACGAGUGCGGCAUGUGUUUUGAGCCUGAGACACUCGUGCCUAUCACAUGCGCCCGCGCCAAGCAAGUCGUGCUCAUUGGGGACCACAAGCAGCUGCAACCUAUCAUCAAAGAUAACGACGCUAAGCGCUUGGGUCUAGAGAUCUCUAUGUUUGAGCGCUACGCCAAAAAGGCGAUCAUGCUCAAGGAACAAUACCGUAUGCAUGCAGAAAUCUGCCACUUUCCAUCAGAACAGUUCUAUGACAAGCUUCUGCUUACGUCUGCCACUGUCGCGCUCCGCACACCUUCGCCUGUCGACUUCUGGCCAGCGCAGGUGCUAUAUAGGAAGGACGUACCACGUGUGUUUUGCCACGUGGAAGGGUGCGAGACGUCUUCAGUGAUUAAGACUCAGUACAGCAAUCAGCAGUCCAAAAGUAACGAGAAAGAAGCGAAUAAGGCAGUGCAUGUUGCUAAAGUCCUGGUCAACAAGUAUGCUGUGAAUCAUGGGGAUGUGGUCAUCCUAACACCUUACAGACAACAGCAGGUCCUCAUCAAGGAGGGUCUCCACGCCCCGUACGACGAUAUCCAGGUGUCGACGAUCAUCAAGAGCCAGGGUAGUGAAUGGGACUACGUCAUUCUUUCACUGGUCCGCUCUCUACCCAAGGACGAAAUCGAGGCUGAGCCGUCUUCAAAGUGGCUAGGUGACAAUCUGGGUUUCCUGAGGGACGAACACCAGAUCAAUGUAGCGUUGACUCGCGCCAGGCGCGGUCUCUGCAUUAUCGGAAACAAAAACCUAGUUGAGCUGGAUCCCACAUGGAGCGCGCUGUUAAGCCACUACGAGCAGAGUGAGACAAUCGUUGAUGAGGCCUGGCCGUGGAACUAAAUAAACUACGACAACAACUUCUACAGAGAUACCAGUAGAAACAACAUAAAUAGCAGCGGCAGCAACAACAACCAUGCAACAAACCCAGUUCAAACGCUGCUAUCUGCCAGUUAUCUUUUACCACUAUUGCUAACUUUACAAAAGUUAUUUUAACACUUCAUGUCCAUAGAUCCGACUUGCGUGACAAUGUUCAAACCUCGUAAUUUAAGAAAAAACAGCUCUCCCUGCUGAUACUUUAUGAAUAGAAUAUUUAGUUGUAGGAUGAAAUAAAACUCACCGCUAUUCAAGCGAAAGUAAUUCACAAUUGCGUAGGGAUACAUAGCCUAAGAAACCAUGCGUCACGCAAGUCGGAUCGGGGGGUCUUAACCCCACUGCUUCUGGUACGUGACCUUCUAUGAGGUGGUUGUCACUUCUGUUGCGUGACCUUCUAUGAGGUGGUUGUCACUUCUGUUGCGUGACACUCUAUGAGGGGGAGGUCACUUCUGGUGCGUGACACUCUAUGAAGGGGAGGUCACUUCUGGUGUGUGACAUUCUAUGACGGGAAUUCACUUCUGGUGCGUGACACUAUGAGGGGAGGUCACUUCUGGUGCGUGACACUCUAGGGAGGGGAGGUGACUUUUGGUGCGUGACACUUUGAAGGGGAGGGAACUUCAGAUGCGUGACACUCUAUGAGGGGGAGGUCACUUCUUGUGCGUGACACUAUGAGGGAGAGGUCACUUCUGAUGCGUGACACUCUAUGAGGGAAGGUCACUUCUGGUUCGUGACACUCUAUGAGGGGAGGUCACUUCUGAUGUGUGACACUCUAUGAGGGGGAGGUCACUUCUUGUGCGUGACACUCUAUGAGGAGAGGUCACUUCUGAUGCGUGACACUCUAUGAGGGGAGGUCACUUCUGGUUCGUGACACUCUAUGAGGGGAGGUCACUUCUGAUGCGUGACACUCUAUGAAGGGGAGGUAACUUCUGGUGCGUGACACUCUAUGAGGGGAGGUCACUUCUGAUGCGUGACACUCUAUGAGGGGAGGUCACUUCUGGUGCGUGACACUCUAUGAAGGGAGGUCACUUCUGAUGCGUUACACUCUAUGAAGGGAGGUCACUUCUGGUGCGUGACACUCUAUGAGGGGAGGUCACUUCUGAUGUGUGACACUCUAUGAGGGGAGGUCACUUCUGGUGCUUGACACUAUAAAGGGGGGUCACUUCUGGUGCGUGACACUCAAUGAAGAAGAGGUUACUUCUGGUGCGUGACACUCUAUGAAGGGGAGGUAACUUUCUGUGCGUGAAACUAUGAAGAUAGGUCAAUUUUUACACUCAAUGAAAGAAGGUUACCUAUAAAGCGUGACACUAUGAAUGGAGGUCAUUUCUGGUGCGAAACUUAUGUGGCCUAUGGAAAUUAUUUUAUAUUUAAUUUCUACAUAUUCCCGGUUUUGCAAUCAUCAGAUGCACUGCAAGUUUGGGCAGUUUUUAAAAUUUUUAAAAAGUCAAAAAUUAUUUUUAUAGAAUAGUUUUAGCUAUAGAAUAGUUUUUUUAACUAAGCUUUUAACAUUUAAAGUUGUAGUUAUGUUUUUCAUCUACAAAAGGAGGCUAGAAUUUACCGCUUGUUUCAACAUUUUGUACAUUCCCUGUACAUUUUGAUCCAAAAACUUACAGCAUAGUCGAUGCACGAAGGCGAAGGAUAAUUUACUUAAAAGUUCAUAUUCAAUACAUACAAAUGUUAUGCAAAACGCUCGAUAUACUUAACUUUAGAGUUACAAUGCAAUAAUUGAGAUUACAUCGCCAAAUCAUAGUUAAAUCAUGGUGUUUAGAAAAGGUGUUUAGAAAAAAAUCCAAAUCAGGAUCCAAUUCAAUACGCACAAACAGGUUACGGAUAAUGUUUUAUAUACUGUAAUUUAGAGUAAACAUAAUUAAUUUUGCGACUUUCCAACUUUCUAGCAUGAACUUACAAAUUUUGACCUUUGCUUGCUACUUAAAAUGCCCGACAUAACAAUGCAUCAUAGGAAAGAUGAGCUGGCCUCUUUAAUAUUAUACAAGCAUUUUGGUCACAAGGCUGGAGGUCCGAAUGUACCCUACCACAAACAACCAAUGUGUCAGUUUAAUGCGAGAGGACGAAAUGAGUCAAGUUAUAAUACAUCUAUUAUAAUUGAGACCCCACAUGUCUCCUUUGCUUAACUACCUAAUCAAAGCUUGUAAGAUUCAUUCAAUCAAAAUUGUACUCAAUAAACUUUCUUUUUUUUUU